CUCAGCACUCAUUCACACAGAGUGGGGAAAUAUACAUUUCGAAGGAAGGAUUUUUGAAAAAAACAAGUUUUGUAUAAACCUUUAUAAUCUACCUUUAGCUGUAUGGAUAUCUGUCUUUAAGGACUUUCCAGAUGUACAGAUUUUUUCUCAGAAUAACCUGUGACAAUGAGGAUUACUACUUGACUUCAAGAUCUGCAAUGACAAGCAAAUAAGAACAAAGGAAUACAUUUUCCCGUUUUGCCUUGGACUGCCAGCACCCCUAAGUGGACUACAUUUGAAACUACAGAUCCUGGGAUUAUAUUUAAACAGAAUAGGGCUAUGGCUGAAUCCAUGUAUUCUGACUUGAUAGCUAGACACUACAAUUAUACUGGGAAGUUUCGCAAAGUUGAACAGGAUUCUAGGCUCAAGGCAGAUUCAGUGAUUUUUAUAAUUGUAUGUUGCUUCAUAAUACUUGAAAAUGUUUUAGUCCUGCUCACAAUUUGGAGGACCAAGAAAUUCCACAAACCCAUGUAUUACUUUAUUGGAAACUUAGCCCUUUCAGACUUGUUGGCAGGGGUGGUAUACACUGCCAACAUCUUGUUGUCGGGAGCCAACACAUACAAACUGACCCCAACACAAUGGUUUUUCAGGGAGGGGAGCAUGUUUGUGGCUUUGGCUGCUUCAGUCUUCAGUUUACUGGCCAUCGCAAUAGAGCGACACCUCACAAUGCUUAAGAUGAAGCUCCACAACCAUGGCAAUACCUGGCGCGUCUUUAUGCUCAUUAGUACAGUGUGGAUGAUUGCUGCCAUCUUGGGUGGCCUACCAGUUAUGGGUUGGAACUGUAUUGAAAGCAUGUCCAAGUGUUCUACAGUUCUCCCACUCUACCACAAGACCUACAUCCUAUUCUGUACCACUGUCUUCAGCAUCAUCCUAAUGGCCAUUGUUGUUCUUUAUGCCCGCAUCUAUGCCCUGGUGCGUACACGCAGUCGCAAGCUGGUCUUCCGUAAAGUCUCUAACGGUCGUGGUGGUGGAGGUACCAGUAACAAAAGUUCUGAGAAGUCCAUGGCCCUCCUAAAGACUGUCAUCAUUGUCCUGAGUUGCUUCAUUGCCUGCUGGGCACCUCUCUUCAUCCUUCUGCUGUUUGAUGUGGCCUGUGAAAUCCGCAUGUGCUCUAUCCUUUAUAAGGCUGAGUGGUUCCUGGCUCUGGCCGUGCUCAACUCAGCCAUGAACCCGCUGAUCUACACACUCACUAGCAAUGAGAUGCGUUGUGCCUUCCUUAAGAUGCUCAUGUGCUGCAGUGUCUGCAUACAGCCUGCUGAAAAGUUCACCAGACCCAUCAUGAGUGCUGAGUUCAGCAGGAGCAAGUCGGAUAACUCGUCACACCCCAAUAAAGAUGAGCCAGAACACUUGUCAAGAGAGACCAUUGUAUCUUCUGGGAAUAUCUCCUCUUCAUCUUAAAAGGCCAUCUCUCA
Molecule: messenger RNA, 1451 nt
Organism: Hypomesus transpacificus
Lineage: Eukaryota; Metazoa; Chordata; Actinopteri; Osmeriformes; Osmeridae
Gene: s1pr1
Product: sphingosine-1-phosphate receptor 1
Exons: 2
Coding region: 319-1437 (372 amino acids)
Biological process (GO): angiogenesis; sphingosine-1-phosphate receptor signaling pathway
Cellular component (GO): membrane
Molecular function (GO): sphingosine-1-phosphate receptor activity
Source: RefSeq, a predicted model, not a curated record